Molecule: messenger RNA, 1116 nt
Organism: Asparagus officinalis (garden asparagus)
Lineage: Eukaryota; Viridiplantae; Streptophyta; Magnoliopsida; Asparagales; Asparagaceae
Exons: 1
Coding region: 1-1116 (371 amino acids)
Source: RefSeq, a predicted model, not a curated record
AUGUGCCCUCACCAUGGACUGGAGAAGUGGUUAAUUGUUCACACCUUCUACAACGGGCUCACUUAUAACACUCGGAUGACUGUUGAUGCUGUUGCAGGAGGAGCUUUGAUGAGCAAAACAAUAGAUGAGUCAUACACUCUCAUUGAAGACAUGGCUCAAAAUCACUAUCAAUGGGCGAACGAGCGGGCUCAGACAUCAAAAGGUGGCAAGUAUGAAAUAGAUGCUUUAGAUCAUAUAUCCUCUAAAGUUGAUGCUUUAUUUAAAAAGGUUGAAAGCUUGAGUAUUAAUUCUGUGGCGCCUACUUCAAUUGCAUGUGAGAUAUGCGGUUAUGUGGGUCAUUCUGCACUUGAAUGUCAAUUAGGAAACCCCUCAUCCCUUAAUACUUCUGAUAAUGAACAUGUUAACUAUGUUAAUAACUUUAAUCAAAAGGGAGACCCUUUCUCCAAUACUUAUAAUCCGGGGUGGAGGAAUCAUCCUAAUUUUUCUUAUAGAAACCCACUUGGAAAUUCCAUGACCGCAUCUAAUUUUGGUCCACCUGGUUUUCGUGCUCCCCAAUCUAAUCUCCCUCCCCAAAGGUCUAAUUUGGAAAAUAUGAUGGAAAAGUUUGUGAUGACUCAGUCAAAAUUGAAUGAAGAAUUUAAACAACAACAACAAACCACGAAUGAGGUAGUAAAACAAUUGGCCUCUAAGAUGGAUUCCCUAGCUACGCAUAACAAGAUGUUAGAGACACAAAUCACUCAAUUGGCGCAAAAUGCUAGCUCUUCCUCUAGGGCUUCAAGCAUGCUACCUGGACAACCUGAGACGAAUCCCAGAGGUCAUGUGAAUGCUAUAACCCUUAGGAGUGGAAAACAAUAUGAGGGACCUAAGAUGAAGGAAAAUGAUGGGAUGGAUGGUCAUGAUGAAGAGAAAACUAAAAUUGUGAUAGAUGUGGAUAAUGAGACCCAAAUGCAAGAAAAAGAAAAAGUUGAGAAAUAUGUGUCUCCCGCUCCUUACAAGCCUCCUCUACCCUUUCCACAAAGGUUAGCUAAGGCUAAGUUAGAAAAGCAGUUUGGAAAAUUUUUUAAGAUUUUAAAAAAGUUGCACAUCAAUAUCCCGUUCACUGAAGCUAUCUCUUAA